AUCUAUCUAUCUAUCUAUCUAUCUAUCUAUCUAUCUAUCUAUCUAUCUAUCUAUGCCAGGUGUGCAGUCAUUUCCACAUCAUGGCUGUCAGUCCUAACCCCAUUCACAAAGCCCAGCUCGCCUUUCAGUCGUGCAAAACUCCAGCAUACUAUGACAUCUGGGCAGACACUUAUGAAGAGGAUCACAAUCUGAUGAGCUUCAAAGCGCCACACCUGGCUGUGGACUUCCUGACCCAACACUUCUGUGGGCGUCCUGAAGAAACUCAGGUUCUGGAUGUGGCCUGUGGGACGGGCUGGGUUGCAAAACUGAUGACAGAACUGGGCUUCAGGUCCUUUGUGGGAGUGGACGGCAGUAAAGGCAUGCUGGAGCUCGCUGCUAAAACUGGUCUGUAUCAGGACCUCAAACUGGCCUUACUGGGAACACAACCACUUCCUGCACAGACUGGUGUGUUUGAUGUGGUGAUGAUUGUUGGUGCUCUUUAUCCUGGUUUUGUACCAGUCAGAACCAUCAGGGAACUCCACAACGCUGCCAAACCAGGGGGCCUGGUGUGCAUAGCUAGAGGAAAUUAUCAGCGUCCUGCACAUUUUGAUUACAACAACGAUAUGCACAGAGAGAUGAAGCGGAUGGAAGAGGAGGGGCUAUGGAGUCUAGUGGGAACCUCACAGUCCGACAGAUACUUAGCAGAUCCACGUCCCAAAUGUGAUGGAGACGGAGAAGAACAGUACAUCAGUGGGACUGUUUACCUGUACAGGAAGUCUGUCUAGUCCAACCACUCAGUGGACCAGUAAAUAGGGUGGAUGCACUUAACUCAUAGCUGCUUGAUCUGAAGUUUUACUGUAAAGUGAAAAUGACACUAAUGUGAUAAAAUGAAGCUCUGAAAAACAAAAAAAUAAGGUAAUGCUGAUAACUAUGUGAUUGUCCUACACAUGUUUGACAUUAAAUAGAAUACUGACCC
Messenger RNA from Sphaeramia orbicularis (orbiculate cardinalfish), 955 nucleotides. Its product is annotated as methyltransferase-like protein 27. The coding region runs from base 81 to 764 and encodes 227 amino acids. Gene Ontology annotation, molecular function: methyltransferase activity. The transcript has 5 exons. Lineage: Eukaryota; Metazoa; Chordata; Actinopteri; Kurtiformes; Apogonidae. The record is from RefSeq and is a predicted model, not a curated record.